AUGUCUCUUUUCACACCUCGCGGCUUCCGUACAAUCACAGUCCAGGAAGAGGUGAUAUCUUCCAAUCUUUAGAAACCAACGUCAAAAACUCCACACGUAACUGAGCUCAGCGCAUAAGUACAUUGGUAAAUAUGAUUUUAAGUCGGGUUAUUUGACGUAACGUUUAUUUUCUCAUUGUGUGCGUUUGUAUUUCGAGAUAUUUCUUCAGCUGUUUACCAGGUUGUCAUGGCUAAGACCACGCUGGUGCUUUCUGUGGACUGAAGCCAUUAAAGAGGCACAAUACUCACUGAUGUUAAGGAGCUGCAUCAGUUAUCCUGCCACGUACGCUAGCCGGAAAAGAUGAAGCUACGUCUGCAUUUCGUGGUGGACCCCAUGGGCUGGUUCUGCAUAAGCACGGUGCUGUUUAUCUGGUUUUACAACACCCUUCUCAUUCCCAAGCUGGUGCUGUUGCCACACUAUGCAGAGGGGCACAUACCUGCUGCACUUGUGGUCUGUUACUAUCUUGCAUCGCUGCUGUGUGUCUCAGCACUGCUCAGGGCUUCCACUGCAGACCCUGGAAGACUUGCUCAGGAUCCCAAAAUCCCAAUUGCAGAGAGAGACGAUUGGGAACUCUGCAAUAAAUGCAACAUGAUGAGGCCAAAGAGGUCACACCACUGCAGCCGCUGCGGCCACUGUGUGCGUCGCAUGGACCACCACUGUCCCUGGAUUAAUAAUUGUGUUGGGGAGGAUAACCACUGGCUCUUUUUGCAGCUGUGUUUUUACACUCAGGUUCUGAGUCUUUACACGCUCGUGUUGGACUUUUGCCAGUAUUACUACUUCCAGCCACUGUCCUCGGUGGACCGGGGGGAGUUUGCAGUACGUCACGAAUUAGCUCUAAUACGUGUGUCCUGUUUCAUGGGCUUGCUCAUGUUUGGGGGAAUGAGCGGCCUUUUCUACUCGCAGGUCACUGGAAUCCUUGCAGACACGACUACUAUAGAGAAGAUGUCCCACAUGAUGGAAGAUGUUGGCCCAGGGCGGUCGUGGCAACAAGCGAUGGCUGAGGUGUUUGGCACUCGCUGGAAGAUCCUUUGGUUCCUGCCGUUCAGGAGCAGACGGCCUCUAAAGCUCAACCUGACCUCCCGCUCUCAUGUAUAGACAGACAGACAGAGACUCGCACAUCAAUCCAGUGGUGAAGGUCAACCUCUGCCCUCUCUCUCUCUUCUCUUGUUCUCAGUUAAAUCGUCUUCACAAUGGCUCAGUCUCUCAGCUCUAAUGGAUCAAACUCCUUCAGGUUCUUCAUAAAAACUGACCUGACUAUUGAUAUAGAUACAUCAAACAGAAUACUGCUGUACAAUCAGUGUCAUGUUGAAAAUGUAGAUGUAAGGAUUAAUGAUGAAACAAGUUGAGGUUUUGUUGUUUCCAGGACAACCCUUAUUUGUUUAGAUCUAUGUCUGGAUCAUGUGAGAAGUUGUCAUGCAAGAGAGAAGCGGAGUGGGCGGAGUCUGUUGUCUUGGUUUAAUGGCCCUAAUGGUUGAUGGCUCUUGAGGUGAGGCGUGACCUCUGGCAUGAGUGAAAGACACUGCUGAAGUCCAAAUGCCUAACAACACACACACACACACACACACACACACACACACACACACACACACACACACACACACACACACACACACACACACACACACACACACACACACACACACACACACACA
This is a messenger RNA of Misgurnus anguillicaudatus (oriental weatherfish), 1691 nucleotides long. RefSeq names its product zDHHC palmitoyltransferase 21 (gene zdhhc21). NCBI's taxonomy places the organism in Eukaryota, Metazoa, Chordata, Actinopteri, Cypriniformes, Cobitidae. Gene Ontology annotation, molecular function: protein-cysteine S-palmitoyltransferase activity. Gene Ontology annotation, biological process: protein targeting to membrane; peptidyl-L-cysteine S-palmitoylation. The record is from RefSeq and is a predicted model, not a curated record. Gene Ontology annotation, cellular component: endoplasmic reticulum; Golgi apparatus.